This is a messenger RNA of Exophiala spinifera, 969 nucleotides long. RefSeq lists its product as uncharacterized. Bases 1 to 969 code for a protein of 322 amino acids. The record is from RefSeq and is a predicted model, not a curated record. The transcript has a single exon. NCBI's taxonomy places the organism in Eukaryota, Fungi, Ascomycota, Eurotiomycetes, Chaetothyriales, Herpotrichiellaceae.
AUGAAGAUCCUCAUCACGGGCGCCGGCGGGUUUCUAGGACAAUUCCUGGCGCGCGAACUCCUGUCCGACCCUUCGCACCAGGUCGUGUUGACGGACAUUGUCGACGUCCCCGUUCCCAAGGGGGCCCAAAACCCGCACAACGCGAGAUGCGUCAAGGCGGACCUGCUGAAGGACGACCACAGCAGCAUCGUCACGCCGGACCUCGACGCGGUGUACAUCUUCCACGGCAUCAUGUCGUCGGGCAGCGAAGCCAACUACGACCUCGGGAUGAGCGUCAACCUCGAGAGCACGCGGCUGCUGCUCGACACGAUCCGGCGCGUGCGGCCGGGGCUGAGGGUGAUCUACGCGUCCAGCCAGGCCGUGUACGGGCGACCGCUGCCGGACGUCAUCACCGAGUCCGUCCUGCCGACGCCGGAAGGGUCCUACGGGGCCGCGAAGCUCAUGUGCGAGACGCUGGUCAACGACAUGAACCGCAAGGGGUACAUCGACGCCGUGACGCUGCGGUUCCCGACCAUCUCGGUGCGCCCGGGGAAGCCGGCGCCCGCGGCGAGCGCCUUCAUCUCUGGCAUCAUCCGCGAGCCGCUGGCGGGCAAGGAGUGCGUCGUGCCCGUCAAGGACCGCGCGUUCCCGAGCAACGUGUGCUCGCCCAACACCCUGAUCCGGAACCUGGUGCACGCCCUGACGCUCAAGGGCGACGCCCUCCCGCCGCACAAGCGCGUCGUCAACGCCCCCGGCAUCCGCGUCACCAUCCAGCAGAUGCUCGACGCCCUGGCCAGCGUCGCCGGCGAGGACAAGCUGCGGUACGUCAGGGAGGAGCACGACGAGUUCCAGGCCCGCAUCCUCUACUCGUGGGCGUACAACUACGACAACACCCUCGCCUUGAGUCUGGGGUUCGAGGAACCCGCGAGCUUCGAAGACGCCGUGAGGGAGUAUGUGGAUUUCAUGGCCGAGCAGGAAAAGCUGGGUUGA